AUGAAGUUUGGGUUAUUAAUUCUAUUACUUUUAAUUAGUGUUUAUGCUGACUACUCUCCUCUAUCCUAUGUGGACCGCCCAUGUGGUAGUGAUCUCUCGAAUCUCUGGCUUGAUGUCAUAGCAGUUGUGGAUAACUCUCGAGGAAUGACCGUCGCCGGGUUGGAUAAUGUCGCUGCCAACAUUGCGUCCGCCUUCAGUUCCGGAACUCGAAUCGGAUCUGAUGCGAACAAGCCCAGAACCACUCGUCUUGGAUUAGUCACCUAUAACUCUGCCGCUACUCAGAAGGCAGAUCUUAACCAAUAUCAAUCGAUUGGUGAUGUUUUUUUUGGAAUUUUUGAUGCUCUGUCGAAUAUUGUGAACACCAAUGAAUCAUAUCUUGCAACUGGACUCGAGUUGGCGGAGAGAAUGUUGAUAGAUCAGAGUGUCAACUCUACUCGUGCCCACUAUCAAAAAGUGGUGAUCGUUUAUGCAUCAGAAUAUGCUGGAAAUGGAGAAUUGGACCCAUUACCUAUUGCCGAACGAUUGAAACUAUCUGGUGUCAAUAUAAUCACAGUUGCCUAUGGAGAUGCUUAUGGACUUAUGAAAUCGUUAAGUCAUAUUGCCUCUCCAGCCAACUGUUUCUGCCCAAACGGCUGGGUACAGUACCGAUCCGACUACUCUGAUCUGGCCUCCUCUCGCUACGGUGUGUGCAUCCAAGGUGUCGCUCUUUCAGCUAAAUGGCUUGCUGCUAAAAUGAGUUGCAGUAACCGAUGGAGAAAUUCCUCCCUUGCCGCCGAAUUCAGCCAAGACAAACAUGACUUCAUUUUCAAUCUCGCUCAAAACACUCAAGGAUUCUCACCGCCGUAUAAGUACCAUAUCGGAUUGAAUUAUGUCUCUGGAUCCUGGGUAUGGACUCAGCCAACGGGACUCCAACAGGUUCCACUUCAACAACCCCUCAUGUGGCUUUCCGGAAAUCCUCAACAGUCGUCUACUCAAUCUGGGGUGAUGAACAUGCAGAGUGGACAAGGAACCGGAUGGAUAAGCAUCGCUAAAAUGGCAGGCAGUGCAAAUUAUGUCUGUGAGACCUAUUCGUGUGAUACUGAUAACUAUUGUGAUGAGAAUAUGAAUAAAAACCAAUGA
Molecule: messenger RNA, 1119 nt
Organism: Caenorhabditis remanei
Lineage: Eukaryota; Metazoa; Nematoda; Chromadorea; Rhabditida; Rhabditidae
Exons: 4
Coding region: 1-1119 (372 amino acids)
Biological process (GO): innate immune response
Source: RefSeq, a predicted model, not a curated record